AUCAUUUGACAUUUUCAGAUGUUGACUGAAUUACAAAUUUGUGACAGACACCCAGAGAGAUGAACAGUGGUCAUGGCCAUCAGUGUGGGAUGCUGACACCUGUGCACACCCGCAGGCUUUCAAAUGGGUGGUGUCAGAUGAAGGGGGGAGAUUGCGUAAACUGUGGGGUGAGCACAUCAGCCCUGCGUAGCGAGGUAGAGGUGCUCAAGAGGCGGCUGUUGGAUCGAGACGUGGCCAUAGUACAGCUGGAGACGCAGAUGGCACAGGAUAGGCCAGACCAUUUCCCUCAGGGCCAGGUGGCUGUACUCAGGGCACAAUGUGACCAUUGGCAAGACAAAUAUGACAGACUUCUUGAAGCCCACAAGAGACUACAAAAGGUUAAUCAGGGCCUAGAGGACAAACUAUUGCGUCUAGUUGACCGCACAGAGAGUGAGAAGUCUAGUUUGGCUGCGGACACAGCUAGCCUCACCACUGCUCUAACAACAGCUGCUCAAGCAAUCAAUAGAUUAAAACAAGAAAAUGAUAGAUACAAGAAUGACUUGAAUUUAGCCAUUCAACUUCUACAGUGUAAUCCAUCCAAAUAUGCAGCUCACAAGCUGGAUUCUCUUCCAUCAGACCUGCAAAAGAAGGCAAAGUCUCGCCUGGCCAAGGAGCCCAGAGAUGCCCCCAAGCCAGAAAUGAAGGUCAUUAAAGUUCCUAUUCCUACCUUCCCCCCAACAGCAAUGGUCUACUCAGUUAAUAAAUAUGCAGAGGAGAAUGAGAAAGAGCAAGAGGUGGACUCUGUUUCAGCUGCCAUUAUGGCUGCUGUGUUAGAAGAGCGGCAGCGUGAAAGGGCCAGGCGCCACUGCUCAUCCUGCACCUGCGGCUCGCUCAAAACUGACACGGGUGAGAGCAUCCUAGGUGAUAACACUCACUUGGAGGACUUACAGGAAAUCAAUGGUAAUGGAAAUGGCAACAUCUUGCUAGAGGAGGGUAGUGAUAGGGAGGACCAUAAAAAGAACAGGCUUACUGGGUUCAAGGUCAGUGUGGUGGAUGUAGGGACUCAGAUGUUUCCUUCAUAUAUAGGGGAAACAGGGAAGGUACAGUCAACCUGUAUAUACUGUCAGUCAUCCAAAAAUGUGUCUCAAGAAAAGUUAUCAACACUUGAACACACAGUAGGGAAAAGCAAGGCAAUGAGCCUGAUGCAACACUCAAGAUCCAGAAGUCAGCCAGUCAACCAAGUCAACUCUCCAUCUGAAGAAGAGAACUCACCAAGAAGUGUUCAUCCCUCUUCUCCAGACAGUGUAUUGAAAAGCCCGACCUUCAGGACACACUCAAGAAGUGCUUGGGACUGGGCUGCAGAAGGCCAUGACUCAGGGACUCCCUCCACCCCAUCAUCCCUAAUCAGUGCUUCCUUGAGUUAUGAAAGUGAGACAAGCAAUGUCUCUCCUCAAGACUCCCCAGGUCGACUCUCUUUGGUUCCUUCGAGAUCACAGCAUGGGAAACCAAUGACUGUGCAGAGUAGUGACAUUCAUAAAGCCUCAAAGCAAAAUGAUAACGGGAAUAAUACCCCACAUUUGUUAAAACAGCAAGGAUUGAAAGAUUUUGAGGCAGCUAUAUCACCUUAUCAUAGUUCUAGUUUAAAUACAACAACAAAUGUAUCCAGUUCAACAACACAGUCUUCAGGUCCAAUGACACAAGCCAACAAUUCAGGCAGUUUUGUAUACAUGUCGAAAAGAACAUCCUCUCAGUAUAUGGGCCAUACUCCCUCUCCAAUCCUGAGUAACCACUGUAGUUCAGGCAGCAAACCAAAUCCCUGCUACACACCUUCCUCUCCUGUCACCUACAAAGUCCCGUUCAAUGCUCGAUCACCACACCAGGAUGUUUUCACACCUCCAAUUCACAGAUCUCCUCCUCACCCCCGAGUUCCAAGGGAAAACACCAUACGCAGAGACUCCUCCACAGAUGUUGUUGCUUCCAGCAUGACAACAGCCUCCAAUACAGAAACUACAUUGUAACUGAUUGAAACUUGUGACAAAUACUUAACAUUUAUCUGAACUUGGACUACAAUAUAUAUUUUGAUAUUCUCCUGUACUUCUUACUAUGUGUAAUAUCAUGAUAAAGGAAACUUCAGAGUUGUAAACUGACCAAGCUCUAACUGAUCAUAUACAGGGGGUUCCCUGUAAUUCAUUACCCUUUUAAUUACUAUUUGAUUCUUGGCCAGAAUUUUGUGGCAAGCAGCAAGAACAUUUGGUGCUCAGUAGAAUCUGUAGUACUAUUUGAGACCAAUAAUACAUAGCAAGAAUAAACUCCUGGAAAGUAAAUAGCCAUGCUCAUACUCCCAAUUGUCAACAACAUAGUGACAGGUGCAUGUGGUUAGGCUUAUGCUGAAGGGAAUGGGAGGGAAUCGUCAACUUUAUUGCCAUACAUUUCUUCCAAUUCAGACUUAAGUCAGUGCCAAGUGAAGUAAGAAUUGUGUGUGCCAGAGAUGAAUGGAGGGAAACAGUCACUUCAUUUUCUACAUGAUGUCUUUUAUAGAAUAAAUUGAGAAUUGUAAAUUUUUUCUUAGCCUCAUGAGACUAAGGAGGAAGAACAACUACUCAGUCCAUUAUUUAAAGGGCAUUCUAUAGAAAAUGGAUGAUUUAAAGGGCAUUCUAUAGAAAAUGAAUGAUUCCCGCCAAUCCACUUUCAGCACUAUUAAUUCUACUUUUGGAAGUCACUAUCAAGUUGGAGGAAGUGGAUGAAUACAAUGAUGAUCCUCUCAUCCACAUCCAUAAAGAUCUAUUUAUCACAGCUUGAUGCUUUGUUGUCUUCAGUGGGGAGUUUUAUAAUUGUGUUUACUCUCCUGAAGUUUGCUUUUGUAUAUAGCCUAUUCGGAUACAUGCCUCUAGUCAACCAUGCUACAUGUUUGUAAUGUAGUAUCAAUAUAUUUUGUUUCUUUUUUGUCCCAUUUUUUAGGCCCUAUUAACAAAUAAUGAUGAGGAUCCUCUGUAGUUAUUCUUCAUCAUAUAUUUCUUUACUCUUUUUUUCUUAUUUUUAAAUGUUAAUUUGUAAAUAGAAUAUCAGAAUUUGCUGUGUGGUGCUGGCAGUUUCUUUUUAUUUUAUACAUACAUUCUAGAGGGAAUAUGAAUGUAAGAAAGUAAUGAAAACAAUAGGAAUAUAUAAAUGUUUGUGUCUGAGUAAAUAAUAAGAAAUAGAUUUAUUGGUUUUAGGUACUCAUGAUACUGGCGCACUGGAAGAGUUAUUAAUAGGGGAUGUACCAUUUGAGUGACAGUGAUCAAAAUUGCUUUAGUGGUUUGUAUGAGUGAAUUCCAUUAGAUAUUGCUAACAAGAGUUAAAGAAGAUUAAAAUGUACACUCUCUCUCUCCCUCUUACAAACAAACAAACAAACA
Penaeus vannamei (Pacific white shrimp) is the source of this 3371-nucleotide messenger RNA. The record is from RefSeq and is a predicted model, not a curated record. Lineage: Eukaryota; Metazoa; Arthropoda; Malacostraca; Decapoda; Penaeidae.